Blepharisma stoltei is the source of this 309-nucleotide messenger RNA. The record is from the annotation of a GenBank genome assembly. Lineage: Eukaryota; Ciliophora; Heterotrichea; Heterotrichida; Blepharismidae.
AUGGAGCUAUUUAUAUUGGAGAAUUGGAAUAAAAAUAGCCUAGGGCCCGGGUUUGGGCUGCAGCUGUUUACUGAUGGUUCUCAAUAUGAAGGGUAUUUGAUAAAAAAUAAAGCAAAUAUAAAAGGAAGAUUAGUCCGUGUCAAUUGAGAUGUCUAUGAAGGCGAGAGGAAGAAUGACAAGGCUUGUGGAUACGGAAUUUAUGCAUAUAUUUGCGGGGCAAGAUAUGAAUUAACUGAAAAACUGAUGAACAAAAUGACACAGGGACUGAGUAUCAGCCUAAUGGAUGAAAAUAUCAUGGAGAGUAUUUAA